Messenger RNA from Leptosomus discolor (cuckoo roller), 6759 nucleotides. Lineage: Eukaryota; Metazoa; Chordata; Aves; Leptosomiformes; Leptosomidae. The record is from RefSeq and is a predicted model, not a curated record.
GACACAGGUGCAGAAGUGGUUGUCCAGAAGGAACUAUUUCCUGGAGUGCAAGUAAACACAGCAUAUUUUGAAGAGGAACAAAAGGUCAAUGAGCUGAAAAAUGAAGUGGCUGAACUGGAUAUUGUGCUUAUAAAUGAACAACUGAAAGAGCUGGCGAAUUUACAAACUGAACUGGAAACAUGGAAAGCAAAAUCUUUGUGCCGUAGUCAAGAAGCGUUUCCCAAAGCAACAGGAUCAAACAGAGCAGAGCUGCACACCACAGAGCCUGCAGUGCCCUGCUGGGACAGGCUGCUUCAAGAACUAGAUGCUGUUAAGGCAGUGAAGCAACAACAGUACUGUUUAAUUAAUGAGUACCAGAAAAAUCUUUCUGCUGUGCAGUCCUCAAUGAAAAAUUUGUCAACAGAAAAAGAUAAUAUAAGAAUGGGUCCUAUGAACAACACAGUUCUUCUGGAGAAAAUUAAGGCAUGCAUAGAGUCCUUACAAAAAGAAAAAGAUGUCUUAAACCAGUUGAAAACUCAGCAAGAAAGUUUAUCUGAGCAUUUAACAUGCAUGGAUAAAGUGUUAACUGAAAGCCAAAUGAGGCAACUGGAGCAAUGGUGGCAACACAUGGAACAAACAGUGCAAAAGAAAUACGAUCAAGUGGUGGCAGAAAUCGAUGAAUUUAACCUGCUUAUGAAUAAAGCACAGGACAUUCAGAGACUGAUAGAAGAACAGUGUUUACAAGCAGAGUUAUAUUCCUCAGCUGCAGGAGAAGCCAAAUACCCUGUACUUUGGACCACAGAGCUACAGGACAUUAAACAUGGUCUUUCUCUAUUAAAAAGAAGGAUUGAACUGCAGAUGAAAAGAAUUUGGAGUGAUCAAGAGAAGGUAGCUUUGGAGAACUCUAUACAUGAUUUGCAGAGCAAAUUGGAAGCGUUAUCAGCACAGCAAACUCCUCGAGAGGAUGUUCAGAUCACUGGUCCUGCUCUCAUGAAACACGAAAUGGUGAAGAGGCUGAAAGAAAAUAUUUCAUGGGUCAACGAUUCACUGUCCUCUCUUGAUCAGAAAGCAGCACUUUUCCCCAGUGAUGUUAAAUCACAGAUCAGAAGUUGUCAGCUUAUGAACACAGACAUUCUAAGCAGAGAGCCUGUGAUUGUGUCACUGGAUUAUGGGCUCCAGCACAUCAUUUCCAACUUGAAGCCAGAGGAGAUCUCUGAUAUGACCUUCCUUUUACAAACAUUGCAGAAUUCAUACAAGGCUCUUGUUUUAAAAUCAGCUCAAAGAUUACAGCAGCUAGAGCUCCAGCUGGAGGAGAGGCAAAGACUUAUUGCAGAAAUAGAGAAAGUUCACUGUCAGCUUCGAAAUGCUGAGAUGCUUGCCAGGCCCGACAUGAACCAAACCAGCACAUGGGCAGAAUUAAUCAAUCAACAAGCCAUUUUAAAGGAGAUUUUAAAGGACGUACAGGAAAUAGAAGGGCUUAUCUCAUCCCACUGUAAAGAGAGUCAGAUCACAGCUGGGGAACUCAGCCUGUCUGAACAACUGUUUUUGACUGAUCAAUUAAGAAGUCUGAAGAACAGAGCAAGGAAGACACAGAGGCAAAUUCAGAGUAAACUUCAUGAAGUAGAAAAAAAGAUAGCUGUCUGCAGAGAGUUUGCUGGAGGAAUAACUUCAUUGCAGCAAGAUCUUCAUGAUCUACAGUAUAGUGAAAUGCAUCUGGAAGACGAUGAAUUAUUAGGUGCCAAGCAGGAAGUGAAGGAUAAAUGCAAAGCACUUAAAGAAAAAGUGUUAGCUUUUCAGUCCAAUUUGUCACAAAUAAUGAAAUACAAAGAAAUCUUUGAAUGUGUAGGUCUAAAGUGGGACUCACUGCAGCUGGAUGAAUUGCAAACCAAUUUCUUUAAAAUUAAAAAUAAAAUUAAAGGGAAGAUAAUACGCUUUGAUAAUGUUGUUAGGGAAUGCGAUAAGGUUCUAGCAUUGCUAAAUGAAAUCCAGGCUGUGACUUCCACAGUAAGAAAAGAAGCUAACUUCCUAAAUGAUAGCUCUAGUUCUCCUUCUCAGAGUCUUCUAUCUGCACAGAUUCUGUUUCAGACAGUUCAACAAAUCUUGCACUUAAUCCAGGAGGUAGCAAAUCAAAUAAACAAAAAUGAGGUCUUUGGUACACUGUUCAAAGACUCUAAGAGGAAAGAAAUAAAGAGCUUGGAGAAAGAUGUUGAGGAAUUGAAUCAGUUUCUUCAAAACUUGGUCUCUGAUCUCGAGUGUGUAAACAAGGAAGAUUUCCAGAAGGAAGUAGAACAUACAUUCCACAUCAUAAAGCAUAUUCAAUUAGAGCUCCAGCAGCCGCUUCUGUUAGACAUAAAAAUAAUGCAGUAUGAAAAGAUACGAUGGGAAGCAAUUCAGAAUAUGAUGCAAGCAAAGUUUUCUGCUAUUAAAUGUAAAAUGGAAAAAGAGAGGGAAAACCAAGAAGAAAAAUCUCUUGCUGCUGAUAUAGAAACAAAAUUACAGACACUUCAAGAUCAUGAAAUACAGCUGAAGAUAGACAUUGCUGCCCGUGUUAGUGCUCUGGAGGAGGCAUGUAAGACUGUUGAGCUUUACACCAACGCUGUUCAGACGGCUGCCAGGUUCCUUGAGGACUAUGAAGCUCAAGUCCAGUCUGCCGCAGCAGAGCUCGGUGGCUCAGAGGUCUGUCAGACCCCACAGUGGAAACAAGAGGAGUUCAACUCGGCAAAGGCUAACAUAGAAAACCUGUGCUCCAAGCUGAAAAACCUAGUGAAACCAGAAGACAAAACAUGUCUGGAAAAUGCUUUAACAGAACUAGUCAAUAAGAGUUUGGCAUUAAGGGAGAAGGCUCAAAGAAAGGAAGCUGAUAAACAGAGGUAUUUUGAAAAAUACGAAAACUACAUGAAAACCAAAGAUCAGGUGUGUGAUAAUCUUAACAAACUGGAAAAGGUGCUUAGACAGUCUUUGUCUCAAAUACCAAUGUCUUAUAAAGAAGCUUUGGAGCACUUAGAAGAAAGCAAGAUUUUAGUCUCCAACAUUGACUCGGCUGAAGAUGAUCUUGUGAAGCUGAGGAAGAUCUCUGGAGAGCUGAUGAGAUUAUGCAGAAGUGACAGGGCACUGGGCAGGAUUGUAACAGUGCUGUGGGAAAAUUGGCUGGAUUUGCUUGAGGCUGCUAAAGGGCUGGAAAUUAACUGUGAAGAACUAAAAAUAAAAAAGCACUUUAUCUCAUGCUUUGACGUGCUGUUUACUUAGCUGGAACGAGAAACAAUAAUUCUUGAUAAGCUCCAGGAAGAACAGCCAGAAAGUCUUAAAGAGAAAGAAAAGGCCACCAGAGAGGAACUGGUAGAAUUACUAGAUUCCGUGAACUCAUUUGAGGAAAACAUCAACCAGCAACAGCUCCUCUUACUCUUGCUUCUUCACCGAAUAAGAAACAUCCUGAAUACAUCUGAAAAUACUGAGGCAGAAGCUGCCCUUCCCACCUUAUGUGAGAUAAAGGCAAUGCAGGAUCGCUGUAAAAAGUUGUAUGAAAAGACUCAAGACCAUAAGGAUUCUGUACAAGCUGAGAUUCAAGAGAGGAACAAGAUCACUGAAGAAAUAAGUGCUGUGACUAAUGCGUUACAGAAUGCUUCAUCUGUGUUAUUACAAGAUGCUACUGGAAGGGCAGGACAGCUGGAGGAGGUUCAGAAUGUGAUUGGUAAAGAAAGUCAAACUCUAAAGGAUAUCAUGGAGAAACUCCGGAUCAAGUAUUCUGAAAUGUAUACGAUAGUUCCUGCAGAGAUCGAAACACAGCUGGAGAACUGCAAGAAAGUAUUGCAAGACCUAGAGGACAAGGUUAGCUUUGAAAUCUUGCAGAGCUCUCCUCAGUAUGUGCUGAAGAGAAAAGCAGAAACUAUUAAUAAUGGCCUUCAAGCUAUUGAAAAGAUGUUACAGCAGAAGAGUGAAAACAUUGCAAAAGCCAAAGAAGUUCAGAAGCAAAUCUGGGAUCUGCUGGACCUUUGGCAUUACAAACUCAAUGAACUGGAUGCAGAAGUACAUGAUAUAGUAGAGCAGGACUCCUGCCACGCACAGGAGUUGAUGGAUAUCUUAGUGACCCCCCUUCAGCAGUACCAACAGGUCUCGCAACUCGCCGAGCGCAGAACUGCCAUUUUAAACAAGGCUGCCAACAAGAUGGAAGAAUAUGAUGAACUCUUGAAGAAUGUGAAAGUUUGGAUAGAAAACACCAACUCCUUGCUAAGAGCAGAUGCUCAAAAUGACUCUGCAAAAAGCUUACGCAAACAUACUGAUGACCUUCAAAUGGCUUUGGAAGACUUGGAGCAAAAGCAAAAUCUUCUACACAGUGUUUACUUGGAGCUGGAGGAGCUAACACCAGUCUUUGAAACAGACAGUGUAAUGCAACAACUAAAUGAAAUAGAUGAUCAAGUAGCAACUUUACAUCAUGAGAUAGCAGAGAUUCUUCCACAGAUCCAGCAUGUGGCUGAUGAACUGGAUGCCAUUGAAUCUCAUGUGAAAGUGUUUGAGAAGGACAUUGCCGAAAUGAAGACAAUCCUGUCAUCAGAAGAGCUAUUAGAAUUGUCUCCUAAAGACCAGCUUAAACAUGGACAGGUUAUACUUGGCCAUAUUGGUCCCAUGCGGAAGACCAUUGUUCGUAUACAGUCCUAUGAAGAAGCACUUCAGCUACCAGGGGUGAAAAUACAACCUUUCUCAGCCUUCCAAAGAGCAAGACAACUGUUGAGAGAAUUGAAGAAAUUAGAAAAAAUUACUAAGGAACAAAAUGACCUACUGGAGGAAGCUGUAAAGAAAACAGAAGAAUGUGAGCAAGAAAUUGAAAAGUUGAAACAACUCUUAAAGAACCACUUGGUUGAAAUAUCACAUGAAGAUCAACCACUGGCUCAGAAGACGCAUUGUCCAGAGGGAGAAAUGGAAGCUGUAAAAGAAGAAAUCAUAAAGCUGUGCCAAAGAAAGGAAGAUAUUCUUACUGGGAUGAAGAAUUCAAUGUCUGAGCUUCAUCAGUGCUUACAGCAAGAAGUGCCUGAAUCAGGAGAUGAACCCAUAGCCUCUGUAUUAGCGCGAAGUGACUUGAUUGGGACUGAUGUUCCUGGUCAGAAGUUGAAAAAAAGAGGAAUGAUGUCUCUUCUGCCUUCCUUAGAUGAAGAAUCAGAAGACUGUUCUUUCCAUAGCAAGGGAAGUACAGCCAAAGAGAAAGAUGCAAGUUUUUGGCCUUCAGAAAGAGAUGAUGAAAGGCACAAGGAAGACAGUGCAACCUCCUGGUCUUCUGGUACUUUGUCAGAUGGCAUCAUUCAGGAUGCUGAUGAGAUAAUGGAAUCACACAGUAAACAUGGUGAGGAAACAUCUAGGCAAACUUUGCAGAGUGCUGAAGGCCCUGGCACAGGUGAUGGCAGUCGGGCUAUGGUGAGUCCGCCUCCUGUCCCCAACGUGACGCGGGGCUCUCGAGGGAAAGCGGGAGAUUCGGAGGAAGCGGUGGAUGGCGGGAAGCCAGAGCUAGAAACGAUACUCCAGGUGUGCCAGGCCCAGGUUGCCGAGCUGGAACAAUGGCUAGACAAAACUAAAGUGUCCCUGAGGUCAGACCCCCACACCCCCAAAAUGCAGCAGAUGGUGGAACUGGAGCUUGCUGAUUACCAGGUGAGGUUAUCAGAGAUUGAACAAAAGGUCCUUUCUUUACUGGAAGAUUGUGGAGAUAGUGCAGACUACCAGCAAGAGACAGAGGCUCUUUCCUUGAAGCUGAAGGAAGUGAAGUGCAAUUUGGAAAAAGUCCAGAUGAUGCUUCAAGACAAAUACAAUGAAGAGCAGAUUCACAACAGGAAGGGGAUUGACCCAGAGCCCCUUGAGAUUCUACACUCAAAUGGCUCCAGCACGUCCCAUCUUGCCCUUGCUGAACAGCCACUCAUUUGGCACAACGGUUUCCAGCACCCACAGGAUCUGAAAGUAAAACCAGCUGAGCAGAAAAGCCUCAUUGACUUCAUUGAGUCGUGUGUGGAAAAAAUGCAGCCACAGUUUGAGGACAGCGUGACUCAGAAAUUAGAAUCAAGCAAUGGAGAGUCUGAUCCAAAGAGCAAGCAGGCUGAUCCCACCUUAGCUCCAAAGGACCAAACGGGCAAUAAAUGGCAAUAUUUACAACACGAGCUGUCGUCAAAGAUGAAGUCUCCUCUCGGACAGCUUGUGGAACCUCAGAUUACAACAAAGAUGAACAUGCUGCCCCGAGGCACAUUCACUAGUCCUGGAACCCCAACUGUGGAAGAACUGAAAACUUACACUGUCCAGCUGGGAGACCUAAGCCAAGAAGCAAAUGUGGUGCAUGCACAGGAUAAUGUGGCAGAGGAAGUCUCUUCCAAUUUGGACAGAAAGUUGUUUGAGCUGCUUCUGGCAAUCAGCCGAUGUUUGAAUAACAUGGAGGAGAUGUUGAACACCUCAGUCCUCUCCACUGAAGAGGCAGCUGUGCAGCAGGCUCUUUAUGAGACUCUUUCUGUUGAGCUGCAAAAGCUUCACGCUGACCUGAGUGAUAAAAAGGAUGAUCUUUUAAAGUCUAUUAGCUGUGCUGGUGGGAGCACAGAUGUGUUCUGCGAGUGCUUUAACAACUUGCAGGCACGGCUGGAACAAACUCAAGCUGCCACUGCUUCAAGGAGCAACUCAAUGAAAGCUGGGCUGGAUCAUAAUAGCAAUUAUCAGAAUGAAACCAGGCUGCUCUAUGAUCAGUUAACUGAGAAAAAAGCUACUCUGCAGCAAUGCUUGAAUGCAAUACGUGGACAUAAUAUUUCUGAACAGCUACAG